Messenger RNA from Rhizopus microsporus ATCC 52813, 501 nucleotides. RefSeq lists its product as uncharacterized. The record is from RefSeq and is a predicted model, not a curated record. The transcript has a single exon. Lineage: Eukaryota; Fungi; Mucoromycota; Mucoromycetes; Mucorales; Rhizopodaceae. Bases 43 to 327 code for a protein of 94 amino acids. Gene Ontology annotation, cellular component: membrane.
UUUUUUUUUCUUUUUUCUUUCGCUUUCUUCUAUUCUUUCAGUAUGGGUCCUUACUCCAAUAGAGAUAUUUUUUUAUUUAUUCUCGCUUUUCUGUUUCCACCAGCAGCGGUUGCAGUCAAGACAGGAUGUAGUGUGGAGUUGCUCAUUAACGUCUGUCUUUGCAUUCUGGGCGCAGUACCGGGUAUUGUUCAUGGAUUUUAUAUUGUCCAUAAAUACAAUGAUAAUGUUGAAGAUUUGGAAACAGGUGGAUUAGAAUAUCAGCGCGUGCCAACAGAGCAACCAGACAGAUUGGGUUAUGGUUCUACUGCUCCACCUCCUCAUCACUAAACAAUGUCCUUUUUUUUUUACAAAAUAAUAAAUAUAAUUCAGACUCAGGAAUAAAACUUUGACUAUGACACCCAUACGGCUUUAGGAACCCAAAUGCUAAUAGACAAACACCAGAAAAGGAAAAGAAAACUCGCAUACACUAUAAAAUUUGAAAAUCAAACUAUUCAAGGUUUG